AUGGAGCAAGGUUACGGAGCAGCCCUUCCGAGGUCGAAUUCAUCAGCAACUCGACAAGUGGCGACCGUUGAUUCUACGCAGGUUGAGGUGGUAUCAGCAGUCCAACAGCCACAAGCGGAACAACAUGCAGUCAACUUACCUUCUAAUGAUUUCCCGGCUCUCAAUCACGAGGAAGAUUCUUCAAAUGCUAUCAAUGCUCACUUGUACGCGUCAUAUACGGCGUAUGCCUUCACCGAGAGAUAUACGCACCAAACAAUCCAAACACUUGAUGGAUUGGGGGGAUUUUCGUAUCAGGUUAUUGGUGCAUCGGGGGAGUCUGACCCCUGGCUUUUGAGGCACGGCAAAUUUAAUGACAGAGGAUUUCUCCUGUCCCAUCAAGUGCACUUUCGGAAUGCAGGAGGUGUUCCACUGGACGAGAAAAUUCCUGUACACUUCCUUGUAACGGCUGAUCAGCUCUAUGAGCCUUUAAAACAACAGCCAGAAACCCCCAACUUGAGCCCUACGCACGAUGAAUUAAACAGCCUUGUUCCUCUGGGGUGUGCCCAGAGGUUGAUCAUCCUCUUCUUUAAAUUUAUCUUCCCAAUGUUACCAAUUCUCUCCCGGUCGCAGUUCGACCUUGCAGCAGCAGGCAAAGUGCCAGAUCAGUCUAUAAUUCAGAAGACACCUGUGUGUCUUCUUGCUGCUAUAUAUGCAUCAGCCCAGCCGUUCAGUAAAUUUGACGACUAUCUUUCCCUAAUCUACGCAUACUCUCCGCCUCCCAUCGAAAGGCUCUGGAGCAUAGCCCUGGCACUCAUUUUGCGUGAUGGUCACGCUCCUCGUUUGGGCACAUUACAGGCGGGAAUUCUCUAUCUCCAUCGACCAAUCAGCGCGACUGAAAGCGCUGUAGCCGACAGUGUCUCCGUUUGGUCUUUUGUUGGCAUGCUUGUUGGUAUUGCUACAUCGCUCGGACUACAGUUGGAAUGCCGACCGAUGGGCCUUCCAGUGUGGGAGCGGAGAAUACGUCGUCGGCUAUGGUGGGCAAUCUAUGCCGAAGACAAAUGGCGCAGUUUGCUCAUGGGUCGUCCGCCUUACAUCAGAAACGAUGAGUGGGAUGUGACAGAUCUAGACGAUGACGAUUUUCUGGUGUCAGACAGCGUGCGCGAUGCAAUGCAGCGAUCAUCGCCCGAUGACCAAUAUCAGCAUGAGGCUUUCAGUGGUCAAUCGUUCCAGCAUUUCAUUCGCUUAUCUCGUAUCGCAGACGAGCUUCAACAAUCUUUAUACGCACUGAAAUCAGCACAGCGUCUAUGCUCUGAUUUCCAGGCAACUCUGGACAUCGCCCGUCCACUGCUGCAAAAGUUGAAAGAAUGGUAUGAGCAUUUGCCGGCAUCUAUUCGCCCUCGGACUCGUCCCUCUAUCAGUACAGGAAAUAAGCCAUCACAAUGGAACCUCCUUCACUUCGCAUAUAGUCUUCUUGAAAUCUUCAUAUUUCGCGCUCUGUUGCGGCCCAUGGUCCGCUCCGCCACUCCACCGCCCUUGUUUGAGGAGGCGCACGACAUCCCCGGUUUAACGGAUCAAUUUAAUGACCUCCUAGCGCAGGCUUUUGACAUUGAUGAGUUCGAACCGUCAUUAGCUAUUGAUAUGUCAGAUGAAAACAAGACCGGAAGUGCAGUGCUCAAAGCGGCAGAAAGUUGUGCAGCGAAGAUGCUCCGCGUGGUUAUGCGGAUAGGCUGCGGUGACUCUUCAGUAUUUUGGUUAUCAUGGUCCCGUAUUAUCUUCGCGACUGUGACAAAUUUCAUGAUGCUUCUUCUAGUACAGGCACCUACCAAGGACCACGCUGUCCGAGUCAAGCGUUUGUUAGAUCUUUGGAGGGAAACAUUACGAAACCAAAGUAAAAGCUUCCCGUUGAUGAAUCUAGGCCUCGUGAGAUUAGAUGGACUGUUUUGGGCCGGACUGAGUACAAACUUCUACCUUCCGAGGCAUGUCAAAGAGGCUUUGGAUGGGUAA
Molecule: messenger RNA, 1983 nt
Organism: Penicillium longicatenatum
Lineage: Eukaryota; Fungi; Ascomycota; Eurotiomycetes; Eurotiales; Aspergillaceae
Product: fungal specific transcription factor domain-containing protein
Exons: 4
Coding region: 1-1983 (660 amino acids)
Biological process (GO): DNA-templated transcription
Cellular component (GO): nucleus
Molecular function (GO): zinc ion binding; DNA binding
Source: RefSeq, a predicted model, not a curated record